UUCAUCGUGAGUUUCCUCCUUGAAAUGAAUGGGAUUAGACUGGAGGAAAGUGAUAACGAAUGCUAUCAAGCUACAGAGCGGCACAGUCAUUCCGACAUUAGCCACGGAAGUCAGCACCACAUAUUAAGUGAUCACAUCUAUCUUAUCGUUGAUGUUAGUAUCUUCUACCUGGUUGAUGUUCUUGCUUUCUGCUGAAAGAAGACUGAGCGCGGUGGCUAUAGCCAUAUUUUGUAGCUCAUACAUAGUACCCAUACUCCAGGUUGCAACACGAUGCGCGCAAAGUGAUCUUCGUUCUGCGGCGUUUCAUCCUACAGGGGUUUCUUUAAAUUACAUCACGGAGCUUUGGCUGGCGUGCGAUUCUUCCCCCAAAUCUUGUCUGCAGUUGUUGCAAAGAGUGCCCAUAUUGUGCUUUGCAACUGGUGCUGCUCCGGCGAAUCCUCGCUUUAGUAAUCGUAAUAUCGAGGCAAGAUUUGCACGCCGUUGACAGUUCAUACUCUUGCUUUCAAGUUUCGACGCAGGAAGGGUGUUCAUUUUUUUGUACAUAACGGAUCUCAAGCCGAAUUUUGAGAGAUUCUUCAUAGGUGU
Molecule: messenger RNA, 585 nt
Organism: Lentinula edodes (shiitake mushroom)
Lineage: Eukaryota; Fungi; Basidiomycota; Agaricomycetes; Agaricales; Omphalotaceae
Exons: 5
Coding region: 152-484 (110 amino acids)
Source: RefSeq, a predicted model, not a curated record